AUGGAGCGGAUUAUCCUCUUGUGCCUGGUUUCCACCUGUCUCUCUACCAUACAUGCUCAGAAAUAUUUCUUUAGCCCAAAAUGGGGUCCCAUUGGCUAUAAAGAACGUAAAGAGCAGGACAGGACAGCGAUGGAUGAAAUCAUCAAAGCAAAUGAGUUCCAAGCUUCCCGGAUCAUAGAUGGCACUACCAGUCUCAGAGAGGGAGACAUUGCUGUUUCUGCUGGUAGACGCUCCAAAGUCUGCUUUGCCCGUAGCUGCCUCUGGUCUAAGUCAGUGGAUGGACAUGUCUAUAUUGCAUAUAAGCUCUCACCUGAAUACACUGAAAUGGAGACAAAGAUGAUAAAGAAAGGGAUGGAAAGCGUAGAGAAAGGUACCUGUGUGCGGUUUGUUCCACGGACUCACCAGCGAGACUACAUCGACAUCCAGCCAAAGUCUGGGUGUUGGUCCUACCUUGGUGCGCGUGGUGGAAAACAGACCGUGUCUCUCCAGAGCCCUGGCUGCAUCCAGGUUGGAGUGAUCACCCAUGAAUUCAUGCACUCCCUGGGCUUUGUGCACGAGCAGUCUCGCUUUGACCGGGACAACUAUGUCACCAUCAUGUGGCCAAACAUUUGGAGGGAUCGUUUGAGGAACUUUGAAAAAUUCAAGACUGACAAUCUGGACCUGCCAUAUGACUACGGCUCCAUAAUGCACUUUGGGAUGUAUGCCUACUCUCAGGAUGGGGAGCCAACCAUCAUUCCCAAGAACAGCCUGAAGAGCAAGGACAUAAAGCUGGGCCAGGCAUCGUCUCUCAGUCACAUUGACAAGAUGAAAAUCAACAAGCUUUAUAAAUGCGGUGGCAAGGAUGAUUACUAACCAAACUGA
Plectropomus leopardus (leopard coralgrouper) is the source of this 861-nucleotide messenger RNA. It is a transcript of the gene hce2l2, whose product is annotated as high choriolytic enzyme 2-like 2. Lineage: Eukaryota; Metazoa; Chordata; Actinopteri; Perciformes; Serranidae. Gene Ontology annotation, biological process: proteolysis. Gene Ontology annotation, molecular function: zinc ion binding; metalloendopeptidase activity. The record is from RefSeq and is a predicted model, not a curated record.